GUUUAAUGGGGGCGGGGGAGGAAAAGAGGUCCUCGCGCCGUGUGUGUUAUGUGCGCACGCGCCUGCCUUUUCUCAAUCUGGUGUCGGGGGACUACAAUUCCCAUCAUUCCUGGCCAAGCCUGCCGGGGCUGAUAAGAGUUGUAGUCCCACGACGCCGGGUUGAGGAAAGGCGGGCGAAAGUGCUUAAUGGGGAUUCUGACAGUGUUGUUUCGGGUCUCCAUUAACCCAGUUCCCUCUGCCCGUUGAAUCCUCCCUUCCCACCAUCAGGUGCAACACGUGUCGCACCGUGCGGGGGUAACCCAUCCCGCACUCCUUUUAAGUUUUAUCCUCGCCGUGGUCGUCUCCAUCCUCCCAACCCCGUAGGGGGGAAAUGAGCUGGUGUUUGUCAAGGAAGGAGGCGACGCGCUGAAAGCGCACGGACUGAGGGAAGCGCGCCUCGCGCGGCAGCUGUUGGCGAAAGGGAACGUUGGGGGCGAGGGAGCCGGCGGGGGGCGGGUGCGCGCCGCCGCCAAACGAAGCCCUUUCAAAAAAGCGGGAAAGGCGCGUGGGUUCGUCCCGGGGGUCUCCAUGGCGACCUCAUUGUUACGCGGCCCCCAGGGUCGCCCUGGCGACACCAGGGAGGGGAAAGUGCGGGAGGCACGUGGAUCCAGCCCGGCGGCUCUUGCCAUUUUCCCGCCGGUGCCCCGAGGCGGUGCGAGACUCCUGCGAGCCGGAGGGCGGGGUCCGAGCGCGGCGCGCGUGCCCCUGGCGGGAGGGGGAGCCGAGAACGUUUGCGAACCAACCGCAGGAAACAAACGGGCGGUCACAGAGGGCGGAGGCUGAGCUCACAAUCCCCGCAACAAUCCCUCUCCCCGGGGGGCGGGCUACGGCAUGGAAGAAGGGGCGCAGGGGGAAACCCCCCGAGAGCAGCACCGCCUCCUGCACCCCGCGGCUUGGCAGGGCGCUCCCCGGAUGGACCACCUUCUCCUGCACCCUCUCUCGGGGCAGGGGGCCAGGGACCCGCACCUCCUGCUCUUCUCCCCCAAACAGGGGCCGCAGCACUCCCUGAUGCACCCCCUGCCGCCCGCCAAGCAAAAUGCCCUGCGCAGGGAGCAGAAACCUCCGCUGCCUGGGGAAGGGCUUGCCUAUAAAGAGCAGCAGCAGCAGCAGCACCUGUUGGAAGACCAGCCCUGCCUUGGCAGGCAGCUCUGCCAGCCUGGCCUCGGGUUGGAACCUGGGGUUUGCGAGAAGCUGGAAGAGGCGGUGGCGGAGGGAAAUGGCCAGCAGAAGGUGCUGCAAGUGAAAGCGGAGGAGCGGGAGCAAGAGAACCAACUGCUCCCGACGGGCUGCAGCAACAAGAGAAAGAGAGGGGAGCACAGGGCGGCUGCCAGUCGUCGAGGAGGGAAGGAGGAGGGAAGCAGCGGCGCGAAAGGAGGGGGGGAAGUCAAAGUGGGGAAAGGAGAAGAGCCGGAGGAGAUCAAGAAAGAGGUGAAGGUGGAAGAGAAUUGUGAUGCCAAAGCCUUGGGGUCCGGAAAAGAAGGGGCCAUCAAAACGGAACUGGUGGAGCCUCGCGAGGAAGCUUGCAAGGGGAGGGAAGAGGUGGCAUCCAAGCCUCGCCCCUCCUCCAACGGCCCAGCUCAUGUCCACAAAGAUGCUGACUUGGCUCAGCCUCUCGGGACUCAGCAUCCUCAAGAACUGAAGAUUCCUGUCACGCUCCAUGCUGUCCCUCCUGGGGCUAGAAUCCAGUUUCAGGGGCCACCUCCAUCUGAGCUCAUAAGAGUGACUAAAGUGCCAGUGGCACAAGUACCCCUUAAAAUGCAGUCCUUGCUGGAGCCUUCAGUGAAAAUAGAAACGAAAGAUGUGCCUCUCACAGUGCUACCCUCAGAUGCAGGGAUACCAGACACUCCAUUUAGCAAAGACAGAGAUGGCCAUGUCAAGCGUCCCAUGAAUGCAUUUAUGGUGUGGGCAAGAAUUCACCGGCCAGCCUUAGCCAAAGCUAACCCUGCUGCCAAUAAUGCGGAGAUAAGUGUUCAGCUUGGAUUGGAGUGGAACAAACUCACAGAAGAGCAAAAGAAACCUUAUUAUGAUGAAGCUCAGAAGAUUAAAGAAAAGCACAGAGAAGAAUUCCCUGGUUGGGUUUACCAGCCACGACCUGGCAAAAGGAAGCGGUUCCCCUUGACAGUCUCCACAGUAUUCUCUGGCACUACUCAGAAUAUCAUUGCUACCAGCCCAAUGACAGCCUCCACUGUCUUUACUGGGACAUCUCAGAAUAUUAUUACUACAAAUCCAACCACCAUUUACCCUUUCCGAUCUCCCACCUACUCUGUGGUCAUACCCAGCGUACAGAACAGCAUUGGACACCCAGUCUGUGAAGCCCCUUCUACUAUCCAGCUGCCAGGUCCUUCUGCUCAGCAUCCAGGCCCUAUUACGCUGUUCCAGCCAAAUGUAGGAAGCACAGCGCCACUGGCUGCCUCAACGGCAAAUCUGCCGAUUCGUCCAGUGCUUCAACCUCAGCGUUUUGCUGCACCUUCACCAACAGAAGCUCACCGUGUAUCUUCAGGAACAAAUUGCUCUAUAAAGAGACCAACCCAGAUUUCUAUUGAAAGUGCAAGCAGGAACCCAAAUAAUACAAGCACCACACAUUCCAGAUACAGUGUCUCAAAUAGUCAACCCCCUAAGGAGUACUCAGGUGUUUCUUCUUGUUCUAGAAAUGGACCCAUUCCUCAAGCUCCUCCCAUCCCCCAUCCACACGUUUAUCAACCUCCUCCCAUCGGUCAUCCAGCCACCCUGUUCGGAGCUCCUCCUCGAUUUUCAUUUCAUCAUCCUUACUUUUUACCUGGGCCCCAUUAUUUCCCAUCAAGCACAUGUCCAUACAGUCGCCCACCAUUUGGCUACGGAAACUUCCCCAGCUCCAUGCCUGAAUGUCUUGGCUUUUAUGAAGACCAGUAUCAAAAACAUGAGGCGAUGUUUUCUGCUCUGAAUAGAGACUAUCCUUUUAGAGAGUAUCCUGAUGAGCAUACACAUAGCGAAGACUCCCGUAGCUGCGAGAGCUUAGAAGGGACAUCCUAUUACAGCAGCCACAGUCAGACUGAAGAAGAAUACUUAAAUCCUAUGCCACAGCUGGACAUUGGGGCCCUUGAGAAUGUUUUUACUGCAACCCCAUCCACACCCUCUAGUGUACAGCAGGUCAAUGUGACUGAUAGUGAUGACGAGGAAGAAGGAAAGGUGUUAAGAGAUUUGUAAUUUUAAAAACCCAAAUGAUAGUAUCCAGCAUAAUUUUUUAAAGCAUGAAAUAAAACAUGUUGGUCAUAUAACACUAUUUUAGUGAGUGUGGUCAAGAAGACAUAAUUGAUCCAGGUUUUAAAAUUGUUAUGAUACAUUGGAGGUUUUUCAGGGCACUGUACCAUCGCAGGAGUUGUACCUUAAUAGACCUGAUUUCAUAUACUUUACCUUGUCAGGGUAGGUCAUAAGACUGAGCUGUUUGUAUUAUAUGUUUGUGCACCAUCUUUCUGUCAAACUUCCAGAAUCUGACUGAUGCACUUUAUUGAUGCUGCACAGACACAGCAGUGAUCUACCUGCACCAUGCAUUCAGUUUUACAUGCAUGCAAAGGAAAGGUGUGACUCAUUCAUGGAGUCAGGACAUAAUGCCAUCAGUUUUAUGUCGAUGCAAUGCCAGAAGCAGCAGAUACAUUCACCAGGCUUUUCUAGAGACUUACCCGUCUAAUCCUACAUGGCAAUAGGAUCACUCACUUAUGGGGGCAGACUUUCCUAACUCAGAACUUUUGUUAUUUAUGUUCCUAGAUGACAUAGUGGGAUGUUCAUUCUAAUCUACAUAUUUAUGGAGCAAGUGAAAUUCUGUUUAUUUUCAGGAUUUUAAAAUUGCUAUCUUUUUAAAGCACUUGUUUCAGAAUAUAUAUAUAUAUAUAUAUAUAUAUAUAUAUAUGCGCACUGAAAAUGGUUACAUAGUAGUCUGAAAUUCUACAGCCCCUCUUAUGAUUUUAACUUCCUCCUCGAUAAGAGGAUUUCAUAUUUAAAGCCCACAUAAAUGGGACUGUUGAAUGAACAAGUAAUGGUGAAUCUAGCUGUGUGUUGUAUACAAGUGGGCUAUGAUUCUAUACCAGAGUAUAUUUAACAGUAAUAUCUCAGGCAUACAUUUUAAAUGUAUCUUUUGAAAAAUAGAUGUAACAGAAGGUAAUGUUGCUAAAUGUUCAUGUUAGAAAACAUUUUUAUUUUGAUAUUUUUCUUUGUUUUGGGGGUGGGGUUGAUAGUACAUUUGUUCCAUUUUUGUUACAUUAAAAUAAAAUCACAUGAACUGUAUGUUGUUAGCUCUAUAUAUUGUGAUGAACUAUAAAUUAAGAAUGUCAUGAUCCUAUUGUGUCCAUGUAAUAAUAAGUGAAAACACAGUAACCA
Molecule: messenger RNA, 4389 nt
Organism: Podarcis muralis (Common wall lizard)
Lineage: Eukaryota; Metazoa; Chordata; Lepidosauria; Squamata; Lacertidae
Gene: SOX30
Product: SRY-box transcription factor 30
Biological process (GO): regulation of transcription by RNA polymerase II
Cellular component (GO): nucleus
Molecular function (GO): DNA-binding transcription factor activity, RNA polymerase II-specific; sequence-specific double-stranded DNA binding
Source: RefSeq, a predicted model, not a curated record